This is a messenger RNA of Rattus norvegicus (Norway rat), 1821 nucleotides long. It is a transcript of the gene Tmem19, whose product is annotated as transmembrane protein 19. The transcript has 6 exons. Gene Ontology annotation, cellular component: membrane. The record is from RefSeq and is marked validated. Lineage: Eukaryota; Metazoa; Chordata; Mammalia; Rodentia; Muridae. Bases 286 to 1296 code for a protein of 336 amino acids.
GUUAGGUGGGAGCAGCGUGCUGUCCUGCUGUCCUGGCGACUCCUCCCUGCUUGCUUUCAUUUUCCAGUUGGGGGUGUUGACCUCCCCGGGUCGAGCCGGAGCUCUGCACUAGCAGCAGUGACUCGAAGUUUUGGAUUUACGAUUCUAUUUUGUCGUUCUAUUGGUGGAAGAUGUUGGUAUUUCUCCGUACCUCUAAAGGAGUAUUGUUGCAAGAAACUUAAAUGACUUAGUUCAUCUGAAAUGCUAUCUAUUCCCUCCCCUCAGGUGCUCCUAGCUCUGUUUUCCAUGACAGAUCUUGACGACAGUACGUGCAAAAAGUAUAUAAAGAUGAUUACCAAUAUAGUAAUAUUGAGCCUGAUCAUUUGCAUUUCCCUAGCGUUCUGGAUUAUGUCAAUGACUGCUAGCACCUAUUAUGGUAGCUUGCGGCCUGUUUCUCCGUGGCGUUGGCUCUUCUCCGUUGUUGUCUCUGUUGUGAUCUCCUGUAAUGGCUUUAAAAAGAAAAGUCUAGAUCACAGCGGGGCUUUAGGAGGGCUGGUGGUCGGAUUCAUCUUAACCAUUGCCAAUUUCAGCUUUUUUACCUCUUUGCUGAUGUUUUUCCUUACAUCUUCAAAACUCACGAAAUGGAGAGGAGAAAUGAAGAAGCGUCUAGAUUCAGAGUAUAAAGAAGGAGGUCAAAGGAAUUGGGUCCAGGUAUUCUGUAAUGGAGGCGUUCCCACAGAGCUGGCCCUGCUCUACAUGAUAGAAAAUGGCCCUGGGGAAAUGCCCAUAGAUUUUGCCAAGCAACACACUGCUUCCUGGAUGUGUUUGUCUCUCCUGGCUGCACUGGCCUCCUCUGCGGGAGACACCUGGGCUUCCGAAGUUGCCCCAGUUCUGAGCAAAAGCUCACCUCGACUCAUAACAACCUGGGAGAAAGUUCCAGUUGGAACCAAUGGAGGAGUCACAGCAGUGGGACUUGUCUCCAGCCUACUCGGUGGUACCUUCGUGGGCCUGGCGUACUUCCUUACACAGCUGGUGUUUGUGAAUGAUUUAGACAUUUCUGCUCCACAGUGGCCCCUCAUUGCAUUUGGAGGCCUGGCCGGGUUAUUAGGAUCAAUUGUGGACUCAUUCUUAGGGGCAACAAUGCAGUUCUCUGGGCUGGAUGAAAGCACUGGCCUGGUGGUCAGUAGCCCAACACAGGAGACCAAGCACAUAUCAGGGAAGCCCAUUCUGGAUAACAAUGCUGUGAAUCUGUUUUCCUCAGUUUUGGUGGCCCUCUUGCUCCCAACAGCUGCUUCGGGAUUUUGGCCCACAGUGUGAACUUUUUUUUCCUUCCCAACCAGUUGAUACUGGUGAGUCCAGCCAGACUUGCAAUGGGAAAGGUUUUUUUUCAGUGAAUAAUAAAUUCGGGGAACUUGGGAAUGCUGGCUUCUCCCAUGUUCUGCUGUGGCCGCAUACCACGGGCUCCCUUCAGCUCCCUUAGCAGCUGAUGUCUUUCUGGUGGAAGGGGAAAGUGCAUACAAGUUGUCCACAUUCAUCCUCUGUGGGUAAAGAUUCACGAACAAUGGAGCUGCUCUUGGCCUCAGUGGCUGAACUGAAACAUCAAAUGUUCUCUGUAAAAUGUUAUUUUGUUCAGUUUCUAAAAGUAGUCUGUUGGGCUGGAGAGAUGGCUCAGCGGUUAAAAGCACCGACUGCUCUCCCAGAGGUCCUGAGUUCAAAUCCCAGCAACCACAUGGUGGCUCACAACCAUCUGUAAUGGGAUCUGGUGCCCUCUUCUGGCCUGCGGUCACAUAUGCAGGCAGAAUGCUGUACAUAAAAUAAAUAAAUAAAUCUUUAAAAGCAGUC